Molecule: messenger RNA, 2185 nt
Organism: Cuscuta europaea
Lineage: Eukaryota; Viridiplantae; Streptophyta; Magnoliopsida; Solanales; Convolvulaceae
Source: the annotation of a GenBank genome assembly
GGUACGACCAACAUGCUAGCCAAGGCAUUCACCCAUCCACUUUCGAUCAUUUCAACUACUGCUUCUAUUCUCCAUUAAACACACCAAAGAAAAGAUAAUCCGAAGCCGGCCAUCGAUACUAAUUAAGCUUCAUCGUUUAACUGUUCCAUCAGCCGCUGUCAUGGAAGCACGCCAAUCCUUCCAGGGCUACGGAAAGGUGGACGACCCGCUAGGUCAAGAAGCCCACCUCCAGAAGCAGAAACAGAGGAAGAGUUGUAAGAAGGCAAUCCUCAUUUUCGUCGGAGUGGUUCUUAUCCUCGGUCUGAUCGUCGGAACAAUAACCGGAGUUGUCGUUCACGAAAUGAGGAAGAGUGACAGCUCCGGCGAUGCUACUCACAAUGCCCCCGCUUCCGCGUCCGCCGUCGUCAAGGCACUCUGUGGUGUCACACAGCACAAAGAAUCGUGCGUUUCGAGCUUGACGCAGGUUGCCAGCGAAGCCAAGACCGCCGAUCCGAAAAAGCUGUUCGCUGUUUCUCUGAAAGUGGUCGGCGAUUCUCUGACCAAAUUGGCUUCCAAGCCGGCAGAGUGGGAAACAGGGGUCAACGAUUCAAGCACCAAAAUGGCCUUCCAGGUGUGCCGGGAAGUUUUCAAUGACGCGGUCGACCGGCUUCAAGACUCCAUCUCGUCCGUUGGCGGCGGAGACGACGGCGAUGAUGAUAAGCUGACUUCUUCUACAACCAUCUCCGAUCUGAAAACAUGGCUGAGCUCUUCCAUCACCGAUCAAGAAACCUGUAUGGACGCUCUGGAUGAUAUCAAAGCCGACAGUUCAACUGUGAGCAAAGUGAAAGCGGCGAUGAAGGAAUCCACCGAGUUCUCCAGCAAUAGUUUGGCCAUUGUCACUCACAUUCUUUCCAUUUUCGGCGACUUCAAGAUUCCGGGGAUCAAUCGGAGGCUAUUAGCUGACAAUCAGCCGCCCCCGGCAGAGGGUUUUCCGGAAUGGGUCAAACCCAUCGAUCGGAGACUUCUGAAGGGGAACAAGGUGAAGCCUGACGUGAUUGUUGACAAGACCGGCGCGACGCCGGGAAGUGUCAAGACGAUCAUGGAGGCAGUGAACCGGGUUCCGGAAAAGAGCAAAACAAGGUUUGUGAUUUACGUGAAGGCAGGGGAGUACGUGGAGAAGGUGGAAUUGGAUAAAACGAAAUGGAAUGUGAUGAUGUACGGUGACGGCAUCGGUAAAACCAAUAUCUCCGGCAGCGCUAACUUCAUCGACGGGACACCCACUUUCCAAACUGCAACUUUAAUCGCAGCGGGCAAGGGAUUUGUGGCCAAAGACAUGACAAUCAAGAACACGGCCGGGCCGGAAAAACACCAGGCGGUGGCGAUGCGGUCGGGAUCGGACCAAUCGGUGUUUUACCGGUGCGCCUUCGACGCCUUCCAGGACACGCUCUACGCCCACUCGAACCGGCAAUUCUACCGGGAAUGCGACAUCAUCGGCACCAUCGAUUUCAUCUUCGGCAACGCCGCCUCCGUAUUCCAGAAGUGCAGAAUCAUGCCGCGGCAGCCAAUGGCGAAUCAAUUCAACACCAUCACAGCUCAGGGGAAGAAAGACCCGAAUGAGAGCACCGGCAUUUCCAUUCAGAAGUGUACCAUUACCCCGUUUGAUAAUGUCACCGCCGAUACUUACCUCGGGCGGCCGUGGAAAGAGUAUUCCACCACCGUCAUCAUGCAAUCCAUCAUUGAUGGCUUCUUGAAACCUGAAGGAUGGAUCGCGUGGGUCACCGGCGUUCUACCGCCGGCCACUAUUAACUACGCUGAGUAUCAGAACAGAGGCCCGGGCGCAAGUGUGGGUCGAAGGGUGAAAUGGGCCGGGUACAGGCCCAGUCUCACACCGGAAGAGGCCGAGAAAUACACUGUCCAAAAUUUCUUGGAAGGGCAAGUUUGGAUGCCGGUUGGGUUGAAGAAUGGUGAAGAGAAACAAAAUACAAUACUGAUGGUUGGGAAAGAAUCUUCAAGGUCGCCAAGAGGUUUUUCGUGCACAAAGGAUACCCUCCUUAAUUAUUUUGAGCAAAUAUCAUUCGGAUCCCCUCCUCGCUUAAGGCAGAUUUCAUUUAAAAGAAAGUAUUCAAUCAGAUUGGAGAGUGAGAACCAAGUGCCGAAAAGCAAGAAGGUAGCAGAUACCAGAUGAGCUGCAGCCCUCCAUUCUUCG